AUGACGAGUAGAACCACGAAUAACGAAAGUAAUUCAAAUUUAAAAUUAUUGCUUCCGUUGGAGACUUUUCAUUUGCAAAUUAAUAAGCCACCUCCUCAACCAGCCAAAGAAUUUAUCUAUCAACGAAGCUCCAUCCAUGAAUUAUUCAUAAACAACGACAAUGUUACACCGAACAAAUCAAAGGAAACAAAUUCAAACAACAACUCCAUCACUAAUGUAACAUCUCCAACUUCCUCAAUACCAAUCAUCACUCUGUCCCUAUCCAAUCUCAAACCUACACCACCCUCUACAGCUUCCCGAAGACAUUCUCUUGUUUCAUGCCGAUCUCCGAGUUGUACAUCAUUGGGGGAUCCCGAUGAAACUGACCUCGCUCUUCCUACAGAGCCAGUUAAGAUUGUUCCUUACUCGCCUCGUUUACCAUCACCCGUGAUUAAUAAGGGGCUCUUUGGUGGUGAUGGUAUCAAUUUCUCACCGAGGCCCAAACAAGAACGUCCCAGAUCUUCUCCCCGAAAGAAAUCCAUCAUCACUCCCUCCACACAAUUUUCUCAAACAUUAAUUUCACCUAAAACUAGCUUUUAUCAGACUAAACCAUCAUGUUAUGUACAUUCAUUUCAAAAUGAGGCAGAUGAGGAUCGUGAAGAAUUACAAGUCAUAACACCUCGAAAAGUAGUGGAUGUUUAUUGUAAUUUGACUCGAAAGUGGAAUUCUCUUAAACAUGAUCCCAGUUUUGACCUAUCACUCUCUCAACAUAAAAAACGAAUCACAGAAGGGAAAAAGGCGACUCUUCAGAUGAGAAGAGAAUUGUGUGACAUGAACUCGACUCUCGAUACGUGCUAUUUUGAAAUGUCCUCAUUCACCAUGCCUGAAAAUAUUGACCCAAAAAAGAUGAACAUUGAUAAAGCAGCAUUUGAACGAUCACCCAUGUGUGAGCACGAACAGGAGCUUCAUGUGAAACGCCAACGAGAAAAGUUUUUGCGAGACAUCAAAUCUAAAACUCUAGCGAACGAAUAUGCAAAUGACAUGGAAUUUAAAACGCUGUCCUUAAUAUGUGACCUCAAAAAGAAGAAUGUAGAUGCUUUUUCAAUGUCACCACGAAAGAACAACUUGCAAAAUGAAUCCCCUCGAGCCGAGAAGGUUUCAUCCAACACAACUCUUCAAGAUUCUACCAAUGUCCAUGACCAGAAGAAAGUUGCCCACAGCCCCUCUACUCCCAAACGACCGCAAACCACUACCACAUGUAACCUUCGAACUCCUCGUAAAUACACCUUCUCGACAGUAGAUUUACACGACAAAGCGCCAGCCAGAACCAGUCCUCAAUCAUGUCCUCGACUUGCUUCUGCAAAAUCCGGAAAACAACCCUUACCUCCACUCCACAUUGGCUCCCCUCGAUUGGCAAAACCAACCUUUUCCUUCUCCGUUGCCACUUCCAAGAAACAUUAA
Naegleria lovaniensis is the source of this 1440-nucleotide messenger RNA. RefSeq lists its product as uncharacterized. Lineage: Eukaryota; Heterolobosea; Eutetramitea; Acrasida; Naegleriidae. The coding region runs from base 1 to 1440 and encodes 479 amino acids. The transcript has a single exon. The record is from RefSeq and is a predicted model, not a curated record.